Rhinolophus ferrumequinum (greater horseshoe bat) is the source of this 2281-nucleotide messenger RNA. It is a transcript of the gene MST1, whose product is annotated as macrophage stimulating 1. The record is from RefSeq and is a predicted model, not a curated record. Lineage: Eukaryota; Metazoa; Chordata; Mammalia; Chiroptera; Rhinolophidae. Bases 37 to 2208 code for a protein of 723 amino acids. Gene Ontology annotation, molecular function: serine-type endopeptidase activity; receptor tyrosine kinase binding. Gene Ontology annotation, biological process: proteolysis; regulation of receptor signaling pathway via JAK-STAT. The transcript is spliced from 18 exons.
CCCAAUCCCGUAGGGACAGGUUUCACAAUUUCCCGGAUGGGGCUGUGGUGGAUCACAGUACAGCCUCCAGCCAGGAGGAUGGGGUGGUUCCCACUCCUGCUCCUUCUGAUGCAGUGCGCAGGGGUCCCUGGGCAGCGCUCGCCUUUAAAUGACUUCCAGAUACUCCGGGGUACAGAGCUGCAACACCUGCUACAUGCAGAGGGGCCUUGGCAAGACGAUGUGACAAAUGCUGAGGAAUGUGCAGGGCGCUGCGGGCGCCUAUUGGACUGCAGGGCCUUCCACUACAACGUGAGCAGCCAUGGUUGCCAGUUGCUCCCAUGGACUCAAGACUCACCCCACACACAGCUGCAGCGUUCAUGGCGCUGCGAUCUCUUCCAAAAGAAAGACUAUGUGCGGAACUGCCUCAUGGAUAAUGGGGUCAAGUACCGGGGCACUGUGGCCAUCACCACAGGUGGCCUACCUUGCCAGCGCUGGAGCCACAGGUUCCCCAAUGACCACAGGUACACGCCCACACUCCGGAACGGCUUGGAGGAGAACUUCUGCCGGAACCCCGACCGGGACCCCGGAGGGCCAUGGUGCUACACGACAGACCCUGCUGUGCGCUUCCAGAGCUGCGGCAUCAAGUCCUGCCGGGAGGCCGCUUGCACUUGGUGCAAUGGCGAGGAUUACCGCGGCGCAGUGGACCGCACCGAGUCAGGACGCGAGUGUCAGCGCUGGGACCUGCAGCGCCCGCACCCGCACCCCUUUGAGCCCAGCAAGUUCCUUGACAAAGGCCUGGACGACAACUACUGCCGGAAUCCGGACGGCUCAGAGCGGCCUUGGUGCUAUACCACCGACCCGCACGUGGAACGAGAAUUCUGCGAUCUCUCGCGCUGCGGGGCCGAGGCACAGCCGCGCCACGAAGCCACGACGCUGAACUGCUUCCGCGGGAAGGGCGAGGGCUACCGGGGCACGGCCAACACCACCGUCACGGGUGUGCCUUGCCAGCGUUGGGACGCACAGUACCCGCAUCAGCAUCGAUUUGCGCCGGAGAAAUAUGCGUGCAAGGACCUUCGGGAGAACUUCUGCCGGAACCCCGACGGCUCGGAGGCGCCCUGGUGCUUCACAUCACGGCCUGGCAUGCGGGUGGCCUUCUGCUACCAGAUCCGGCGCUGCAUCGACGAUGUGCGGCCGGAGGACUGCUACCACGGCGUAGGGGAGCAGUACCGCGGCUCGGUCAGUAAGACUCGCAAGGGCGUCCGGUGCCAGCGCUGGUCCGCAGAGACGCCACACAAGUCGCAGUUCACACCUACCUCCGCCCCACACGCACAACUGGAGGAGAACUUCUGCCGGAACCCGGACGGGGAUAGCCACGGGCCCUGGUGCUACACUACUGAUCCCAGGACUCCCUUCGACUAUUGUGCACUGCAGCGCUGCGAUAAUGACCAACCACCGUCCAUUCUGGAGCCCCCGGACCAAGUGCUGUUUGAGAAGUGUGGCAAGAGGGUGCCUCCCUUGGACCAGCAUCACUCCAAGCUGCGUGUGGUGGGGGGCCAGCCUGGGAACUCACCCUGGACAGUCAGCUUGCGCAAUCGGCAGGGUCAGCAUUUCUGUGGGGGAUCCCUAGUGAAGGAGCAGUGGGUACUGACUGCCCGGCAGUGCUUCUCCUCCUGCCAUGUGCCUCUCAUAGGCUAUGAGGUGUGGUUGGGUACCAUGUUCCAGAACCCACGGCCUGGGGACCCAGGCCUGCAGCGGGUCCCAGUGGCCAAGUUGGUGUGCGGGCCUUCAGGCUCCCAGCUUGUUCUGCUCAAGCUGGAGAGACCUGCAACUCUGAACCAGCACGUGGCCCUGAUCUGCUUGCCCCCUGAGCGGUAUGUGGUACUUCCAGAGACCAAGUGUGAGAUUGCAGGCUGGGGUGAAACCAAAGAUACAGGGAACAACAUGGUGCUAAACAUAGCUUCGCUGACUGUCAUCUCCAAUCAGGAAUGUAAUAUCAAACACCGAGGACGCGUGCGUGAGAGUGAGAUGUGCACUAGGGGACUGCUGGCCCCUGUGGGCGCCUGCGAGGGUGACUACGGGGGCCCACUUGCCUGCUUUACCCAUGACUGCUGGGUACUGGAGGGAAUUAUAAUCCCCAACCGAGUGUGUGCACGGCCUGGCUGGCCAGCCAUUUUCAUGCGUGUUUCUGUGUUUGUGGACUGGAUUCACAAGGUCAUACAGCUGGGCUAGGCCCGGCCUCAAUCCCGUGUAUCUUGGGAAGGAUGGAGCUUCCUUUCAGACAUAAAGCCACCUUUCCUCUUUA